Lycium ferocissimum is the source of this 1110-nucleotide messenger RNA. Its product is annotated as putative late blight resistance protein homolog R1A-3. The transcript is spliced from 2 exons. Gene Ontology annotation, molecular function: alpha-tubulin binding. Lineage: Eukaryota; Viridiplantae; Streptophyta; Magnoliopsida; Solanales; Solanaceae. The record is from RefSeq and is a predicted model, not a curated record. The coding region runs from base 1 to 1110 and encodes 369 amino acids. Gene Ontology annotation, biological process: protein folding.
AUGAUUGCGUUAUAUACUUGCUCUAUUUCUGUACAUGAUCCAAGUACUUCUUGUCGAUUGUGUAUUAAAUCCUCUGCUCUGCAUGAUUUUCUAUCCACAACGCCGUUUGCAGAGCAUGUGAGAUCCUUUUACUGUUUCUCCACAAGACAAAUCGAGUUGCCUCCUAGUAACAUCAAAUAUCUCUGCCAAGCGUUUCCAUUGAUCAGGGUCUUGGACAUUGAGUCCCUGAAAUUUGUAUUCUCCAAGGAUUUUAACCAACUAUUUCAUUUGAGGCAUAUUGCCUUUUCAGGUGACUUCGUGGCCCUUCCUCUGGCCUUUGGUAAAUUUGGAAACUUACAAACCCUUAUACUAAAUACAUCAGCUUCAGCUCUUGAAAUAAAAGCUGACAUAUGGAACAUGUUAAGAUUGAGGCAUGUACACACCAACGUUCCUGCAAAAUUGCCGUCCCCUUCUACCUCAUCAGGUAAAGCUUCUGGCCUUCAAACUCUUUCUCAGGUUGCACCGGAGAGUUGCAAGAAAGGCGUCCUUGUGAAAGCUUGCUAUCUCAAAAAGUUGAGCAUUCGAGGGGCAAUGAUGGCUUUCCUUAAAACCAACAAGGGUGGACACGUCAACCUUGAAGAAUUGAAGUGCCCGGAAGAACUGAAACUGUUAAAUGAUGUUCUUUACGGGAGUAAAGUGCUUCACCUUCCUCCAUCAUUCGUCAGGAUUCUACGCACUGUGAAGAAGUUAACUUUGUCUAAGACAAUGUUUGAUUGGGACGAGGCAAAUAUUUUGGGGAGGCUAGAAUCCCUCGAAGUGCUGAAACUGAAAGAAAAUGCAUUCACAGGGAAGUCAUGGAACCCGGACAUACGAGGUUUUCUUCAACUUCAGGUCUUGUGGAUUGAAGAGGCACUAGACUUGGAAACUUGGGAGGCUUCAGAAGCUCAUUUCCCAAGACUUGGGCACCUCAUUCUUAAAUCUUGUGAAAAUCUUGAGGCUGUUCCAUUUGAGUUGGCUGAUGUACAUAGCCUUCAAGAGAUGAGGCUGGGGAACACAAGAAAAGCAGCCAAAUCUGCAAAAGAAAUAGAGAUCAAAUUCAAGCUCACCAUACUCCCUCCUGAAACUGAUUAG